Messenger RNA from Synchytrium microbalum, 1374 nucleotides. RefSeq lists its product as uncharacterized. Lineage: Eukaryota; Fungi; Chytridiomycota; Chytridiomycetes; Synchytriales; Synchytriaceae. The record is from RefSeq and is a predicted model, not a curated record. Gene Ontology annotation, molecular function: prenylcysteine oxidase activity. Bases 1 to 1374 code for a protein of 457 amino acids. The transcript is spliced from 4 exons. Gene Ontology annotation, biological process: prenylcysteine catabolic process; prenylated protein catabolic process.
AUGGUCUUCAAGACACGUAAGAUUGCUAUUAUAGGAUCUGGACCUGCUGGAUCAUAUGCAUCAUUCUCGCUACGUGAACAAUUUCCUGAUUCAAACAUUACCAUCUACGAACGCAACUCGGUCGUUGGCGGACGUGUCCACUCCAUUCCGAUACUAGAUCCCACAGCACCUGCAGACUCGCCACCGAUAAUAGUUGAAUCCGGGGCGUCGAUCUUCCUGAAAACAAACAAACAUCUGCACGAUGCAUGCAUCAAAUACAAGCUUGAAUUCACGACACAGGAUGACAUUGAUGAUGGACUAGUUGUAUGGAAUGGAAAUGAGAUCCUGUAUACAAUGAAGAGUAAUUGGGAUUAUGUCAAAGGUGUAUGGAGAUGGGGCACGUCUCCGUUGAGGACUUAUAGGGCUGCCAACGAGGCUGCUUCGAAAUGGUACAAGACUUAUGACAAGAAUGAUGUUGGGUUUGAGACAUGGCAGGAGUUUCUGGAUCAUUACUCGUUACUUGACUAUAUGAGUGUUAGUGCAAGAGAGUUCUUAGCCAAGAAUUGGGGUGUUAGUGAAAAAUUCAUUGAUGAGGUUGUGGAGCCAAUCACAAGAGUCAAUUAUGCUCAAAACUCUGACAUGAACUCGCUUGGAGCCUUGGUUGUUUUGACUGCCUUGUUUGGAGACGUGCAACAAGUCAAAGGAGGGAAUUCUCAAAUCAUGGCUAAAUGGAUUGAAGAAUCUAAAGCAACUGUGAAACUGAAUACUCGAGUGACUGGCGUUAGGCGAUUAGCUCCAGGCGGUGCUGAUGGAGUCGUUGUUGAAACACUUCGUGGGAAACCCGAAGUAUUUGAUAUUGUUAUUAUUGCUUGUCCUGGUGGCCAAAGUAAUAUAGAUUUGGGUCCCAACAUACCUACACUACCCAUGAUCCCAUACGUCAAACUAUAUGUAACAUUCGUAACAGGUCAAGUGGACCCAACGGCAUUCGGCCUCCCACCAACAUCUAAAGCACCAUCUACAAUCCUGACAUCAAACAACGCAACACUCCCUUUCCUCUCAAUAUCAAUCGUAGCUUAUUGCCACGACAAGAACACGACAAUAACCAAAAUCUUUUCACGAACAUACAUGACUGCCACCGAAUUACAGAAAUAUUAUAAAGAGAUUAAAGCCGUGACGAGACGCGAAUGGUGGAGCUACCCGGAACUACCACCGACUAGUAGUGGUGCAUUUGGUGACAGUGUAGAAGUCGCUAGGAAUGUAUUUUAUGUGAACGGAUUUGAGGGAGCGUUUUCAACUAUGGAGAGUGAGACUGUUGCUGCCUUGAAUAUUAUCAAGAUUAUCAAGGGGAGAGCCGGAGAGAGUGGUAGGAAGAGAAGAGUGGUUGCCAAAUUAUAA